AUGCAGAUCCCUCUAAUUCGCCUGCAAUGCGGAAAGGUCGGCAAGGACUCUGCUGCCGCCCGCUUCGCCUCUGCCACCCCCUCCGACUUCAGCAUCCAGGAAGAGAAGCCCUACGCCGAGCUAUGGAUGGGAACACACCCCAGCAACCCCUCCAAGGAUCUGCAAACCCAGCGCACUCUGCUCGACCUUGUACAGGACAAUGAAGCCUUGAUGUCCAGAGAGAUCUCCGAGAAGUACCAGAAGAAGCUGCCCUUCUUAUUCAAGGUGCUUUCCGUGAACAAGGCCCUGUCCAUCCAAGCCCAUCCCAACAAGAAGCUGGCCGCAAAACUGCACGAGAAAGACCCCAAGAACUACCCAGACGACAACCACAAGCCCGAGAUGGCACUUGCCAUUACUCCUUUUGACGGUCUCUGCGGCUUCCGUCCUCUAGCUGAAAUCUCGCACUUCCUCGACACUGUACCCAGCUUCAAGAGCCUGGUAGGAGAGGAGGAAGCAAAGAAGUUCCAAGAGACGAUCAAGGGUCAGGAAACCUCAGAAGAAGAGUCCAAGGAAGCAGAAAACAAGAAGGCUCUGCAGGCUGCUUUCCGCAGCCUGAUGAAGAGCAAGCCAGAAGAGAUUGAGAAGCACGCCAAGGACCUUAUCCAACAAGCAAAGGAUGAGGGUGACAAGUUCGCCGGUAAUGGCGGCCCUUCGAACAACGGCAAGGAACUUGCAGACUUGAUGCUCCGACUCCAGGGCCAGUUCCCUAACGACAUUGGCCUUUUCGUCACUUUCUUCCUCAACUACGUCAAGCUCGAGGUUGGCGAGGCCAUGUUCCUGAAGGCCGACGACAUCCAUGCUUAUCUCUCUGGAGACAUCAUCGAGUGCAUGGCCUCUUCCGACAAUGUCGUUCGCGCUGGCUUUACUCCCAAGUUCAAAGACGUCGAUACCCUUACCGAUAUGCUCACAUACUCCUACGCCCCCAUCAGCGAACAAAAGAUGUCUCCUGCAGACUACCCCUUCGUCACCCUGAACACCACUGCCUACAGCUCCAGCUCUUCUGCCAUUCUCUACGAUCCCCCAAUCGAGGAGUUCAGCGUCGUCAAGACUGACCUCAACAAGCCUGGUGCCAAAGCCACUUUCGAAUCUAUCGACGGCCCUAGCAUCAUCAUUUGCACGAAAGGUUCGGGAAAGAUCAGCGUUGGCCCCAAAGAGGAGGAAAUCAAGGAGGGUUAUGUCUACUUCAUUGGAGCUACUGCAAAGUGCGUUCUUGAGAGCUCUAGCGAUGAGCCUUUGGUUACUUUCAAGGCUUUCUGCGAGCUUAACGGCAAGGAGAGCAAGAUUUGA
Aureobasidium melanogenum CBS 110374 is the source of this 1326-nucleotide messenger RNA. RefSeq names its product mannose-6-phosphate isomerase. The record is from RefSeq and is a predicted model, not a curated record. NCBI's taxonomy places the organism in Eukaryota, Fungi, Ascomycota, Dothideomycetes, Dothideales, Saccotheciaceae. The transcript has 3 exons. Gene Ontology annotation, biological process: GDP-mannose biosynthetic process; carbohydrate metabolic process. Gene Ontology annotation, molecular function: mannose-6-phosphate isomerase activity; zinc ion binding. Bases 1 to 1326 code for a protein of 441 amino acids. Gene Ontology annotation, cellular component: cytosol.